Penicillium salamii is the source of this 1872-nucleotide messenger RNA. The record is from the annotation of a GenBank genome assembly. NCBI's taxonomy places the organism in Eukaryota, Fungi, Ascomycota, Eurotiomycetes, Eurotiales, Aspergillaceae.
AUGGCGGAUCCAACCAACAUUCCUGCGCCAUCCCGUCGCUAUUCAUUAACCCGCGAGAACCACACCGUCACACCGGGCGUCGACAACCUCGGCCCAGGCUCACCAGGUGGUGGAAUCAGCGGCAUCGCCCUGGGCAUAGCAAACACUCACGAUCGCCAGAGCGGCAUCGACGCAUCCCACGGCAUAAACUACAUCGGUCCUGCAGAGCGCGACUACAACACCGCCGGCUCCGACACACCCUACAUUCCCUCACCAGGCUUCGUCAGCGCCGAGUCCCUGCGCGGCCAUUCCUAUGGCUCCAGUUCGAACAUGGGGCUCGGCGCCGCUGCCGCUUCCCCAGGCUUCCAUACACCCGCCCAGUCGUCACUGCAUCUGAGCGACUCCGCCCAGAAUCAGUACCCAGCGCCAUAUGCCGGUGUGAGCGAUGGGCCAUAUCAGCGCCAUUCCACCGCAUACAGCAAUGGGGACAUGAUCAAUCCGGAGGAAAUCGCCGAUGAUGGCGAUGAGGACUUCCCGCGGUCGCGAGGUGCCGCGGUGGGAGGGGGUGCUGCGGCCGGGGCGGCGGGGGGACUUUUCACGGGCUUUUUUGCGAAAGAGAAGAACGCCGAUGUGGCGUACAAUUCUGUUCCGGGGGGAGGAUUAGAGGCUGGGAAUGGAGGGGCGGGGACAGGGGCGGGUGUGGGGGCAGAAAAAGCCGCGAAGGGAAUGGAUAAUCGCAAGAAGAUGGGCUGGAUUGUCGGUCUCGUUCUUGGGUUCAUUAUUCUCGGUGCGAUUGUUGGUGGUGCUGUGGGCGGCACAAUUGGAAAUCGACACAAUGACAAUAAGUCGUCGUCGUCCAGUGCGAACGCUGGGGAUGGCACCGCGGAUGGAGAUACCAAGACCAAUGGAGACCUCGAUAAGGAUUCCUCGGAGAUCAAGGCUCUCUUGAACAAUAAGGAUCUUCACAAGGUCUUCCCUGGUAUGGACUAUACGCCCUGGGGUGUCCAGUACCCCGAUUGUCUCAAGUGGCCUCCAUCGCAGAACAAUGUCACUCGUGAUAUGGCGGUCCUCUCGCAGUUGACCAAUACCGUGCGUCUAUACGGUACUGACUGUAACCAGACGGAGAUGGUCCUGCACGCGAUUGAUCGCCUCGAGCUGAAAGAUAUGAAGCUUUGGUUGGGAGUGUGGAUCGAUACGAACACCACUUCCACUAACCGUCAAUUAGACAAGCUCUACAAGGUGCUCGAUGAUACAAAAGAUACCUCCAUCUUCAAGGGAAUCAUCGUUGGUAACGAAGCGCUGUACCGCGCCGGUGACACCAAAGCAAGCGCCAUGAAGGCCCUGAUCUCGUACAUCAAAGAUGUGACCAAGGAAGUGAAGAAACGGAACAUCAAAGACAUUCUCAUUGCCACAUCCGACCUGGGUGACAACUGGACUUCCGAGCUGGUCGAUCAGGUGGAUGUUGUCAUGUCGAACGUGCACCCCUUCUUCGCGGGUGUCAAUGUUGAUGUUGCCGCAGCCUGGACCUGGGACUUCUGGCAGAAUCAUGACGUGACACUCACCAAGGGCACCGACAAAAAGCAAAUCAUCUCCGAAGUCGGCUGGCCGAGCGGUGGUGGCAAGGACUGUGGUGAUAGCAAAGUCUGUGACUCUGACACGCCUGGCUCUGUGGCCAGUGUCGAUAACAUGAACACAUUCAUGAAUGACUGGGUCUGCCAGGCAUUGAAGAACGGAACAGACUACUUCUGGUUCGAGGCCUUUGAUGAGCCAUGGAAAAUCCAAUUCAAUGAGAAAGAUAAAGAAUGGGAAGACAAAUGGGGUCUGAUGGAUCCUGGGCGCAACAUCAAAAAGGGUCUCAAGAUCCCAGACUGUGAUGGCGAGACCGCCUCUUAG